AUGAUAGAACGAAACAAACUUUCCGUGACAUCACCGCUGAUCAACAAAAAUAUCGAAAAUUAAUCAACGCUUCCUUCCACGUGUUGAUGGCGUUUCUCUAGAACCCACACCAGAUAACUACCUCAGGCGCCAACAACACCAGAGUAUUUCUGUCUUGCAUCACUUCUUGAUCCAAAUUCCAUUCACAAUCUUCCUCUUAUUAUUUCCAGCCCUUUAACUCUCCUCUCAUUAACAACGCAAACAGGGUUUUACUUUUAGUUUUCCACACUCAAUUUCCAUAAAACCUAAGUUUUUUUUUUCUUCUCAUUCCCAAUAUUUUUCUAGGGUUUCACUUUCAUUUCAUUUCAUUCACAACCAUGGGUGGUGAGUGGCAUGAUUGGCAAUCUCUUCUUCAAUCCAUUUUCAUCGGUCUUAUUUUCUCUUACUUUCUCGCUAAGCUCAUAUCCAUCGUCGUUUCUUUCAACAACGACAAUCUCACCAUCACCCGCAACACUAACAUCGCCGCCACAGAACACCACGACGAUGCUUCCAAACACGACGACGUCGUUUCCGAUACCGGACACCGUUUCGAAACUGCUGAACGUGAGUCGGUCAUGGCGGAGCAAGGUAGCAUCAGAAACGAGAGCGUUGACGGUGGUGAUGAGGAUGACUAUGACGACGAUUGGGAAGGUGUUGAGAGUACUGAAUUGGAUGAAGCUUUCAGCGCCGCUACUGCUUUUGUUGCUGCCGCCGCCGCCGAUCGUCUCUCUCAGAAGGUUUCUAAUGAUAUUCAGCUUCAGCUUUACGGGUUGUAUAAAAUUGCCACUGAAGGUCCGUGUAGCACGCCGCAGCCUUCUCCCCUCAAAAUGACGGCUCGUUCCAAAUGGCAAGCGUGGCAGAAAUUGGGUGCUAUGCCUCCGGAAGAUGCAAUGCAGAAGUAUAUUGACAUUGUGUCAGAGCUAUAUCCUACUUGGCUUGAUGGUGCACCUUUGAGAAGCAAAACCGGCGAUAGUGGGGGCCCUAGUUCAGAGGCCCGGGGACCAAUGGGACCAGUAUUCAGCUCUUUUGUUUAUGAAGAAGAAUGCAGCAGUGAUUCGAAAAUGGAUGCCAUUCACGGAUUUGCUAGAGAGGGAGAUAUGACUAAUCUACUCAAGUGUGUUGAAAAUGGAAUUUCAGUGAAUUUGAAGGACAGUGAGGGCCGGACACCAUUACACUGGGCUGUGGAUCGUGGUCACCUUAACGUCACAGAGCUUCUGCUCAGCAAGAAUGCUGAUGUAAACGCCAAGGAUAAUGAUGGACAAACUCCUCUGCACUACGCAGUAACAUGCGAGAGAGAAGCCAUAGCUGAAUACUUAGUGAAACAUAGUGCAGACAUCAAUUCAAAAGACAAUGAAGGCAGUUCUUCGCGUGACAUCUGUAGUUCCAAGUGGCCGUUUAUGCAGCAUGAGGAAGAAGCAAAAUGAUUGUUUGCUUUGUAUGUUACUACUUUUGACUAGUACAUCCUUGCCCAAAUCCAUUCAGGAUGUUCAGGAUGUAUGUGUCCAUAUAACUCAAUUUUUUGGCCCUUACUCUUGGUAUGUACCCUUUUCACCGUAGUCUACACCUAUGCACCGUUUAGGUAAUGGUUAAAUGAAGUAUAUUAUGUUUUGUUGUUA
Messenger RNA from Lathyrus oleraceus (garden pea), 1634 nucleotides. Its product is annotated as acyl-CoA-binding domain-containing protein 1. Bases 357 to 1442 code for a protein of 361 amino acids. The record is from RefSeq and is a predicted model, not a curated record. NCBI's taxonomy places the organism in Eukaryota, Viridiplantae, Streptophyta, Magnoliopsida, Fabales, Fabaceae. Gene Ontology annotation, molecular function: fatty-acyl-CoA binding; protein binding. The transcript is spliced from 6 exons.